ACUUUCUGCAACAAUUAACGAACCUUGUUAAAAACAAUCCCACAACAACAAAAGAAAACCUCCUCAAAAUCAAAUCAUAAGCCCUAAUUUUUCAAUCUCUCAUCUCCGGCUCCAUCUUCUCUCGUCUCCCUCCUGAUCCAUUCACUUCCAUCUUUCCCAUUGGCAAGCUCGGUGGUGCAAGAGGUCAUUGGGCAUCGCAUCCAGGACAUUGACCAGGCAAUCGUUGGCUAUGUCAUCAACGUCCUCGCCAACGAGGACUUCGAUUUCGGCGUCGACGACGAGGGAGCCUUUGAAGCUCUCGCAAUACUUCCUUCCCUUUCCCAUAAUAGAGCCAAAAUAAUCCAAACCCUAAACCGAUUCAUUCACCUCACACCGUCGGAAUUUAUAGUUGUCGUUGGGAGCAGCCAGUCUUGAGUCGCAGGUGGACAACAAUGGUGGCUGCUGUAACUACUUCUUAUUUCCUUCUCACUGCUGACUAUGGUACUGAACCAAAUGGUUUUGACCAAAUAUCGAUCUCUCUGCUAGUCGACCUGGGGAACGGUCCAUCCAUAGAGUUUUUGUGGACCAAGGAGGUAGCCAUUACAUUGCUGUAGUAGUCGGCAAUGGAACUUCUGACACGUUUUACACGCAUGCAAAGUGGACCAAGCCUCGUGUAUUGAGCAAACUGAAAGGCCUUGUAGUGAAUGUUGUUGCCUAGAAUAGGCAACAUAUAACAGAAGAUCAAACUCAAGGCAAUGUUGGAGAUUUUUUGCAAACAUUGAAUCAGAAGCAAUACCAGCAUUUAAUGAGUAUGCUUAGCACACAUCUCACUACUGCUAAGAUAGAAGAUGAAGGAACUAAUUCAGGCCAUGUGUCAGGACUUAAACAGCUCGAAGAUGAUUGGGAGGGGUAAGAGAGUUGAUGGUCUUGAUAUCAUUAACACAGCACUUGGUGCAUUGAAGGGUUGUAAUGUUCGAGAAUCUAUCUGUAAUUCUACUUACAAUGUAGUGAAUAAUUCUCGCAUUUGGCAUAGUAGAUUUGGGCAUUUGUCCUUUAAAAGAUUGGAGCACCUGAAAGGUCAAUUACAUUUUAAGACUGAUAAAAGAAUGGAUGAUGUUCCAUGUUUUGUAUCUCCACUUGCCAAACAAAGAAGAUUGUCAUUUGUUUCACAUAAUCAUCUAUCAUCUAAUGUUUUUGAUCUGGUUCAUAGGGGCAUAUGGGAUUCUUAUAGUUCCCCAACACGUAAUGGCCACAGACUGAAACUGAGAUUGACUAUGAACCUUUCUUAUGAAACUAGUGGUGAUAUCCUUCUUUUUUACAUAUAAAUAUGUUUUUUUUCCCUCAUGUUAUAUUAUUUCCUUAUUCCUCUACAAGUGUUCUUUCCUUACAGAUUGACAAAGAGUACAUGUCACCUCAUUUCAUUAUGAAUAAGCAUAAAUCUCUGGCGAAGUUUGAAAAUGCUAGAGUUCUUGUGACUGCUCAAAAGAUAUCAACUGUGAAAGAUAUUGUGCCUUUGUUGGAAAAGACCACCCAACUGAGUGUUCCUCUACUCAUUAUUGCUGAAAAAAUUUCAAGCCAAGUGCUGGAGACUCUUGUUGUCAACAAAAUGCAAGGUACAAUUAAUGUUUCUAUGAUAAAAUGUCUAGGAGUUUUCUGAUGAAUCAGUUGAAUCAAAGAGAGAUGGCCAUUAGACAGAUAUGCUGGUCAGACUCGCCAUUAGACAGAUAUGCUGGUCAGACUCCUGUAUUUUAUGGAUUAGCAGAAAUUAGCCUCACUCUCUCUUCAGCAAAAUUAGUGAUGUUAAGGAUAUGGUGUUUGUCUCUAGCCAUCUACUUAGCUGAUGAUGUUUGACAUCUCUACAUGGUUCAAGUCGUCAAAAAUAUGGGAUGGUAUAGCUUACAUUCGCAGGCGAAGAGAGGUAGAGUCUACAGAUGUUUGAUAUGGUGUUUGUCUCUAGCCAUCUACUUAGCUUACAAGUUGUAAAUUAUCUUCUUUUAUACAAUAAUUUUCUGUUGUUUAAGAAGAGUGUAAGAUAAUGUUUAUUUGAUGGGCAUUAUGUAAAUCAAAAUUUUUCUUCGAUUUAUUAUAAUGAUGUGUUUUGACUA
This is a messenger RNA of Olea europaea var. sylvestris, 2084 nucleotides long. RefSeq lists its product as uncharacterized. The record is from RefSeq and is a predicted model, not a curated record. The transcript has 4 exons. The coding region runs from base 828 to 1304 and encodes 158 amino acids. Lineage: Eukaryota; Viridiplantae; Streptophyta; Magnoliopsida; Lamiales; Oleaceae.